GGACUCUGCUGUCACAUGACCAUUAUCACAGGUCCUUCAACUACAAUAUCUUCUCGACAACUCUGCUGAGCCCCGCCCACUCAUGUCACAUGAUCCUCCCCACAGGUCCUUCAGCCACAGUCACUUCUUUACUGCUAAACUUUCCCCCCCCAAAUGUACUGGUCACAUGAUUGUGACAUCAUCACAGGUCCUACACCUACAGCAUGUAGCAGAUACAGAGCAGGUCCUGGUGGAGCAGUCACCGCUGUUGUGUGUGGAGAUCUCUCAGAGCAGCAGCCCCUGAUCAUGUGACUGAUCACAUGACGGUGACAUCAUCGCAGGUCCUGUAAGCACACUCCUCUACAGUUACAGGUUCCUAUAAGGUGUCAGGACGUGGCGGUCUAUUUCUCCAUGGAGGAGUGGGAGUAUGUAGAAGGACACAAGGAUCAGUACAAGGAUCAGGUCAUGAUGGAGGAUCAGCAGCCCCUCACAUCACCAGUCAGAUCCAGUAAGAGAACAGCACCAGAGAGGUGUCCCCGUCCUCUUGAUGAGCAGAAUAUGGAGGUCAUUACUACAGGGAAAGAUCUGAUCUAUAUUAAUGCUUCAGACAUAAAGGAAAAAGGAGAGACGGAUGUGAGCGGUGAUGAGCAGUAUAAGGAGGACAAGGACAGUCCUAUAGGAAAAGAUUUGAUCUAUAUGAAUGCUACAGACAUAAAGGAAGAAAAAGAGACAGAUGUGAGCGGCGAUGAGCAGUAUAAGGAGAACAUUCAUACAGGGAAAGAUCUGAUCUAUAUUAAUGCUACAGAUAUGAAGGAAGAAGAAGAGAUGGAUGUGAGCAGUAAUGAGCAGUAUAAGGAGGACAAGGACAUUCCUACAGGGAAAGAUCUGACCUAUAUUAAUGCUACAGUAAUAAUGGAAGAAGAAGAAGAGACAGAUGUGAGCAGUGAUGAGCAGUGUAAGGAGGACAUUCAUACAGGGAAAGAUCUGACCUAUAUUAAUGCUACAGACAUAAAGGAAGAAGAAGAGACAGAUGUGAGCGGUGAUGAGCAGUACAAGGAGGACAUUCCUACAGGGAAAGAUCUGAUUUAUAAUAAUGCUACAGACAUAAAGGAAGAAGAAGAGACAGAUGUGAGCCGUGAUGUGCAGUAUAAGGAGGACAUUCCUACAGGUAACUGCCCAGAUUCUUGUAGCAGGAGAUCAGAGGAGAAUCUUAUAUCUUCAGAUUAUAAAGCAGAUGAUGAUAUCACACAAGAUACAUAUGAAGAACAUUCCAUUAUCCCAGAUACACCCUCAGCCCUUCACAGCCAAGAUCUGUCAUCUCAUCCUUAUAUACAGGUCCUGUCUUCUCAGUCAUCACAGAAAGGUCACAGAAGGGGUGUUGGACAUCAAAGAGAUCGCACAGGAAAGAAACCAUAUUCAUGCUCAGAAUGUGGGAAAUGUUUUACCAAGAAAUCUAAUCUUAUUCAACAUCAAAUAACUCACACAGGAGAGAAGCCAUUUUUAUGUUCAGAAUGUGGGAAUUGUUUUACUUUAAAAUCAAGUCUUGUUAAACAUCAAAUAACUCACACAGGAGAGAAGCCGUUUUCAUGUUCAGAAUGUGGGAAAUGUUUUAUUCAGAAAUCAGACCUUGUGGUACAUCAAAGAACUCACACAGGAGAGAAGCCAUUUCCAUGCUCAAAAUGUGGGAAAUGUUUUACUUUUAAAUCAAGUCUUGUUGUACAUCAAAGAACUCACACAGGAGACAGGCCAUUUUCAUGCUCAGAAUGUGGGAAAUGUUUUACUCAGAAAUCAGACCUUGUGGUACAUCAAAGAACUCACACAGGAGAGAAGCCAUUUCCAUGCUCAAAAUGUGGGAAAUGUUUUACUUUUAAAUCAAGUCUUGUUGUACAUCAAAGAACUCACACAGGAGACAGGCCAUUUUCAUGCUCAGAAUGUGGGAAAUGUUUUACUCAGAAAUCAGACCUUGUGGUACAUCAAAGAACUCACACAGGAGAGAAGCCAUUUUCAUGUUCAGAAUGUGGGAAAUGUUUUACUGAUAAAUCAAGUCUUCUGAAACAUCAGAAAACUCACACAGGAGAGAAUGCAUUUUCAUGCUCAGAAUGUGGGAAAUGUUUUACUCAUCAUUCAAGUCUUAUGCAGCAUAAAAGAACUCACACAGGGGACAAGCCAUUUUCAUGUUCACAAUGUGGGAACGGCUUUACUAAGAAAUCAAAUCUUUUUAGACAUCAAAUAAUUCACACAGGGGAGAAGCCAUUUUCAUGUGCAGAAUGUGGGAAAUGUUAUACUCAGCAAUCACAUCUUGUUAAACAUAAGAGAACUCACACAGGAGAGAAGCCAAUUCAGAGCAAUAAAUGAUGCAGAUAACACAUCUAUAUAUUAACCGCUUAGUAAAGGAAACCAUGGGCGAUGCAAUCUGUGCUUCUUAUGAAAUACUCAGACACUGUUAGAUGCUUUGACACAGUUUUUAUUUUUCUGUCAUAUAUUUGGCAUAUGUUAUGUCGGACAGACCAGCAGAAAAAUAUAAAUUAGAAUAAUGGAGCAUAAAAACAACAUUAGAAAGGCUAUAAACACUAAAACAGUGAGUGAAUCAUCUAAAUUCAGUGAAACUACUGUCGCGAGACAUUUUUUAGGAAAACAACAUAAUGUGAAGGAAGUAAGGUGACAAAUCUUAGAACAAAUUCACACUGAAGGGAAUGAGAAUAUAAAGCGCAGGCGUCUCUUGUAAAGGGAAGUAUAUUGGAUAACCUACCUGGACACGAUUUCCCCAUCUGUAGAUGAAAGCUUAUUUAUGAAUGAAUAUUGUAAUCACCAUGUUUUGUGAAAUGCAACUAGAUGUAAAAUGACUUAUAAAUCUGUUACUUAAGAUAAUUGUAAAUGUUCCUUUAAGAGAAAUCCCUCGAUUGUGAACAGGUGGCAUUCCACCUCAAAUAUCCUGGAAUCUCAGGCUCUAGUACACAUGAGUAAGGGGGCGUUCCCCCGAAACGUCAGACCCUGAUGGCUCCCGAACAAUGAACACCAUCUCUGCUGGGACGACUAAUAACAUCUGCAGCUUCCAAUGUUACAGCUCCGAAUGUUUUACCAAAAUGAUCGAAUAAAGAAAAAACAGCGGCAAAGCAUCUAACAGUGUCUGAGUAUUUCAUAAGAAGCUCAGAUUGCAUCGCUCAUGGUUUCCUUUACUAAGACUUGGGAAUUGGUGAGUACCCACCGGAGCACAGCCUUGGAGUCUACACAGGACUUUUCCUCAAGUAUAUAUUAACCACGUACAUUGGAUAUCUGACAUUUAUAUGUAUCUUAUGUCCAGAGCAGGAGAAAAUCCCCAUAGCAAACCUAUCCGACUCUGGACAGUUCCUAAAAUGGACAGAGGUGUCAGCAGAGAGCACUGUGGACAGACAGAAAGGAAAUCCAAAAAGAAAAGAAUUUCCUCUGUAGCAUACAGCAGCUGAUAAGUAC
Hyla sarda is the source of this 3429-nucleotide messenger RNA. RefSeq names its product oocyte zinc finger protein XlCOF6-like. Lineage: Eukaryota; Metazoa; Chordata; Amphibia; Anura; Hylidae. Bases 391 to 2334 code for a protein of 647 amino acids. Gene Ontology annotation, molecular function: DNA-binding transcription repressor activity, RNA polymerase II-specific. Gene Ontology annotation, biological process: negative regulation of transcription by RNA polymerase II. The transcript is spliced from 4 exons. The record is from RefSeq and is a predicted model, not a curated record.